AUGGCUCGAGUGAAAAGUGUAAGCCAAGCUAAAGAUAGGUUACAACAAGCUGUUCGUUCAGGGAAGAACCUAGCAAGGGAGGAAGUUAAAGAAAAGAAGCAUUUGAAAUUCUUGCAUAAAAAGAAUUUAAGGCCUGUUCGAAACAAUUCUGCAAUAGCGUUAUUGGAAGACCUACUUCAAAAGAAAUUCCCAGCCGAUACUAAAGUGGGGCCACUUACUGCACUUACCGAUGAAGAGCUUAACAUAAUAUUCAAUCAACCUAAUAAGAGAUUGAAGUACAAGAUAUUGGGAACAUCUGGAAACCAGCUGCAAAACUCUGUCCUAGUAGAUCGGGAUGUCACGAAAUAUCUUCAAAGAGGUGAUCUUACCAGAGCUGUUUUAUUGGCUGAAAUGGCUGGUGAAAAUGGAAUAUUUGCUGUGGGAACAAUACUUAAGUCACUUUUAGCUCAUCAGCGCUUUAAUAAGGCCCUUUUACUUUUCAAUCGGCUUAAGAAAAGAAGCAUCAAGCCAGAUGGAAGGGUUUUAAACAUUAUGUUCUCUGGCCUUACAAGAAAUCAUUCUCUACCUGAGCAUGUUUCACAGCCGUCAUUAUCUAGUGAGCAGGCCAGCAAGCUGUAUUCUAUAUUUUCCUUGGCAUUGCACAAAACGCCCGAUGAGUUGUCUGUUAUUCAUGUUAACUCGCUACUCAAAGCCUUUCGUACUGCGAAUAGGCCGGACCUUGCAAUAAUGCUCUUUGAUAAAGCUGGAAGUACGAAGUUAAAGGCACUUCGUCCAGAUUUGAGAACGUAUACAGAGAUGUUUUCCAAUUUGAGAUCAUAUACAGAUGACUUUCGGACUGCUGUGAAGACGACAGAAACUCUUUUUGCAAGAGUACAAAGAAAUCCCGCCAUUAAGAUUGAUUCAAAACUUAUCCGAUCUUAUUCUUCAGUAUUCGUGUUUGCAAAUGAUACGCGUUUAUGUGCUAGGGCAAUUACAAUUCUUAGAGAUUGGUAUAAACUCUGCAAGAAGGAGGAUAUUGGUCAAAUAAUUAAUGCAUCCGAAUAUGAUGAAUCGUUGCUACAUAAGGGUAAUAGAAAAAUAUCCGAAGACGUAAAUGUGGAAAGAGAUAUUCUAUUACCUCGCAAUGAAAUCAAUCUCAAGAAACAUAAACGGUUUGAGGUUGACCAAACUAUUCUAAGAAGAUACCAAAGCUUAUGUGACCUUUUUAAACUUCAAAACUCUUACGUGAGUAGGGAAAGCAAAAGUUUCAAAGGUCACCUUUAG
Molecule: messenger RNA, 1263 nt
Organism: Brettanomyces bruxellensis
Lineage: Eukaryota; Fungi; Ascomycota; Pichiomycetes; Pichiales; Pichiaceae
Exons: 1
Coding region: 1-1263 (420 amino acids)
Molecular function (GO): protein binding
Source: RefSeq, a predicted model, not a curated record